AUGUGCAAGUUAGCAUUGGUCGUCCUGGCUUUGGCAGGAGUUGCCUUAGCCUACGAACAUCACGGAUACGUCAGCGAAGUUAAGCACAUCCCGUACAAAUACUACGGCGGACAGGUAGUUGUUGUUGAACGCAGCCGGGAGGGUGGUCUGGAAGGUGGAAUUGGUGGCGGAUUCGAGGGUGGUUACGAGGGCAAGGACUACUAUGCCUACCCGAAGUACAAGUUCGAGUACGGAGUUAAGGACUAUCACACCGGUGAUCACAAGAGCCAGUGGGAAGUUCGGGACGGUGAUGUCGUGAAGGGAGAGUACACUCUGGAUGAACCGGACGGUUCCACCCGUAUCGUGAAGUACCACGCCGAUAGCAAGAACGGAUUUGAGGCUGUCGUCAAGAACAUUGGCAAGGGAGGUCUGGAGCAGGAGGGUGGUUCGAUUGGUGGAGGACAGGGAGGAAUCGGUGGUGGUUAUGGAGGAUACGGCUACAGCUACAGCAAGCUGAAGAAGUUCAACUAAA
This is a messenger RNA of Anopheles maculipalpis, 511 nucleotides long. Its product is annotated as cuticle protein 19-like. The record is from RefSeq and is a predicted model, not a curated record. Gene Ontology annotation, cellular component: extracellular matrix. NCBI's taxonomy places the organism in Eukaryota, Metazoa, Arthropoda, Insecta, Diptera, Culicidae. The transcript is spliced from 2 exons. Bases 1 to 510 code for a protein of 169 amino acids.